Daldinia loculata is the source of this 1326-nucleotide messenger RNA. RefSeq lists its product as uncharacterized. Lineage: Eukaryota; Fungi; Ascomycota; Sordariomycetes; Xylariales; Hypoxylaceae. The transcript has a single exon. Bases 511 to 1218 code for a protein of 235 amino acids. The record is from RefSeq and is a predicted model, not a curated record.
AUUCAACUAAUGCAACAGCAAGAUCAUUUUCAAAGAGGUAUAGAACUACCACGGACGAAAUAAAUGGAUUAAUGUUGGAAGUCUUCAAUAUUUAUUAUAGGGAAUAGUAAAUAUUUGAAGAUUAAUAGGUAUUUUCAGUAACGUCAAUUGAUGAAAGACUACAUGUACCUGAUAACCUAUCAAGUCUCAUGAUCUCAGAAGUUGAACGUCCAGUACAAUACUAGCAGCACCCUCCUCAAUUAUAUCUACACGUAACUUACAAGUGUGCCUUGUGUACUUCCUAGUAUAUAGUCAUUGCCUCAUAGACGGGUUCGGGGUUGCCUCGUCGAACAUUGCAGCACUCCAUCGCCUGGAAACAGGCACCAAGCAACUGUUGUGUUGUCAGGUAUCACCAACAACUAUUUGAUCAAGUUAAGAUUCUUUUAAAAUCUUAAUAAGUUCCCUCUCUAAUCCCUUUUGUGAACCAACCUCUUCGUUCUCUCUACAUCCCGAACCCACCUGUCUUCAGCCAUGACCGACACUAAACCCACAAUCUUGGUGUUCUGCUGCGGAGAACUAGAAGGCGGCCUUAAGAAGAUCAAGGAGAAGACCAAUAUUUACCAAGCCUCCUACUCAAAGCGCAAUGCCCCGGCAAAGCUUCUAAGUGAGCAUCCAUCAGCUCGGGCCAUCUGGAUCGUUGACCCUGAUAUUGCAACCCCAAAGUAUAAAGAUCUGUCCAGCAAAGUUGUCAACUAUGCCCGAAAUGGAGGAAUCGUUAUCCUGGGUGGUUUCUUCUCGACGGGCGUUGCUCCUACCGACUUCAACAAGUGGAUGAAAGACGUGUGGGACUUGCCUUGGCGAUAUGGCCAGUACGAGACAACUACAGUUGUCUUUCAGAGCUCUGCCGUUGGCCCUCGGAACUUCUGGCGGGACGGUCUAGCAGCUGCAUAUACUCAGAAAGGGGUUUUCCUCAAAAAUGUCCCUCCUGCCGACUCGUGGUAUGCUUCGCCCCCGGGAUCAACCAGCGAGUCUCGUGUUUUCGGUCCUGUCCCCAUCCAGGCCCAAACAUCUAUCGCAUUUGGCAGGGUUGGCAAGGGUUGGUUGGGAUGGACAGGCGAUAUCCAUAACCGAGAGGAGACUUCUGCCGCUGUGCGAGCAAUGAUGGGACUGAAUAUGAGAGAAGAGGAAGACCACUUACAUCUCCCUGGGCUUUUACACCAAAUGGUUUUGGAAGGAUAGACUGAGAAACUCGUUUAAGCCGAACGUGUUAUUGUCGGGGGCAAUCCUUUGGACUUUCAUUCUUGUAUGCCAAUGACACUAGGUAAUCAACCCACUGUGUAUUUCUAG